Molecule: messenger RNA, 2884 nt
Organism: Lepisosteus oculatus (spotted gar)
Lineage: Eukaryota; Metazoa; Chordata; Actinopteri; Semionotiformes; Lepisosteidae
Gene: tas1r2.2
Product: taste receptor, type 1, member 2, tandem duplicate 2
Biological process (GO): G protein-coupled receptor signaling pathway
Cellular component (GO): plasma membrane
Molecular function (GO): G protein-coupled receptor activity
Source: RefSeq, a predicted model, not a curated record
GUAGCUAUGCAGGGUUCCGACUUUUUCUUUGUGCUUUUGGGUUUGUAUUUUCUUCGGAUAAACUCGACGUUAUGUUGCGAGGACUCAGAUUUUAAAUUACAGGGGGACUACAUUCUUGGAGGACUGUUCCAGAUUCACUUCGCGCUCAACGAAGAUACGCCGAGCAUCCAUCCCGAAGACCUGCAGUGCAGUAGAUUGAACUUCUUGCCUUCAGGUUAUCAACAGCUCCAGGUGAUGAGGUUUGCGGUGGAGGAGAUCAAUAACUCCACCUCUCUACUGCCCAACGUGUCGCUUGGCUAUGAGAUUUUCGACUACUGUUCCCGAACACAGAACUUCCCGGCUGUGUUUGACCUCCUCUCCACCAACGGAUCUGUCCCAGUGCGAAACACGAUCAGGGAGUAUCAUCCUAAAAUUAUAUCUGUCACUGGCCCUUUUGGAAGCACAAAAACCAUAACUAUUGCUCCCCUGCUCAUGUCAAGCUUUGUUCCAAUGGUAACCUAUGGUGCCACAAGUACACAGCUGAGUGACAAAAUAAAAUUCCCCUCCUUUUUCCGAACGGUUCCAAGUGACAAGCAUCAGGUGGGGCUUAUUGUUCGUCUGCUGCGGAUGUUCAAGUGGAACUGGGUGGCGUUCAUCGGGGGGGACAGCGAUUACAGCCGGGAUGCCCUUCAGUUUUUUUCUGAGGAGAUCCCGUCAGCCAACAUCUGCCUGGCUUACCAGGGAACGGUCACCAGAACGGCCCCCGAAAUUGACGAGAUGAUCGAUGUCAUCGACGACCUCCAAAUCGGCGUCAUUGUGCUGUUCGCGGAGCAAAGCGACGUGACGCUGUUCAUCCAACAAGCGGUCAAGAGGAACGUGAGGAACAAAGUGUGGAUCGCCAGCGAGGCCUGGUCCUUAAAUCAACAACUGCUCAGUUCCGCAGGAAUUGACUCUAUUGGGACCGUCAUUGGAAUAACCAUCCAAGGACUGGGGACUUUACCAGGGUUCAAGGAGUUUGUCUCCAGAACAAUGACCCGCCGAAAAACCCAGACUUGCCCCUCUGAACAGCGUGUGUCACCAAUGGAAACUUGCAACCAGCUUUGUCCCCAGUGUUCUGGGGUAACCCCUCAAGAUAUCAUUAACGAGGACCCAACUUACAGCUUCAGCAUUUAUUCAGCGGUUUACGCUAUUGCACAUUCCUUGCACCAGGCUUUGCAGUGCAGUGUGAAUGGAUGUUCAGGAUCAGGGCCGGUCUAUCCCUACAUGGUGUUCGAGAAGCUGAAGAAGGUCAGCUUCACACUGUAUGGACACACCAUAGAGUUUGAUGAAUAUGGAGACCCAUCACCUUAUUAUGAAAUUGUGGUUUGGGACAAGACCUCACCUGAGUUGUUCAAGAAGAUUGGUUCAUAUUCUCCUCAAACACAGCCUGAGUUCAUUCUCAACAAGAGUCUUAUUCAUUGGCACACAAAUGGAGUGGUGCCUGUAUCGGUGUGCUCUCCAGAAUGUCCCUUGGGUUACAAGAAGAGCCAGGUUGGACACCAUGAGUGCUGUUUUGAGUGUGAGGCCUGUCCAAAUGGGACAUAUGUCAAUUAUACAGCUGAUCCCUCCACGUGUAAUAAAUGUGAAGUCGAUGAGUGGGCAGAAGAGGGUAGUUCCUACUGUCAAAAGCGCAUCUUGGUGUACCUUGACUAUACUGAGCUCCUCUCCAUUGGACUAAUGCUGUCCGCGAGCUUCCUCAUUUCAAUAUCAGCGGCUGUUGCCAUUGUCUUUGCUUGUAGCUUUAACACCCCGGUUGUGAAGUCUGCAGGGGGGAAGAUGUGCUUCUUCAUGCUGGGCUGUCUCACUGUGUCCUGCUGCAGUGUGUUCUUUUAUCUUGGAAUACCUGGGAGAGAAAAGUGCCUCCUGAGAAACCCUGUAUUCGUUGUGUUCUACACCGCCUGCCUCUCCUGUCUCGCUGUGCGCUCCUUCCAGAUCGUUUGCAUCUUCAAAAUGGCGGCCAAGUUACCCAAGGCCUAUGACUUCUGGGUCAAGCACAAUGGCCAGUGGCUCACUAUUAUGUCUUGUGUGGGUAUUCAAGUCAUCUUGUGUGCCAUCUGGAUUGGUGUGGAGGGACCCCAGCCUCUCAAUAACACAGCAACCUAUGAAGACCAGAUCAUAUUUCACUGCAGCAUGGGGAACGAAGUUGCUUUCAACAUUGUAAUAAUGUUUGUUGGUUUUCUCAGCAUUGCCUGCUUUAUCUUCUCCUACAUGGGCACUGACCUGCCCAAAAACUACAAUGAGGCAAAAUCGAUAACAUUCAGCUUGCUCAUAUUUUUCCUUUCAUGGAUUUCCUUUUUGACUGCAUACAUGGUUCACAAAGGGAAAUACAUCCAGGCCAUAAAUGCUAUCUCAGUGCUGGCUAGCUUAUAUGGCAUUGUCUUUGGCUAUUUUAUCCCUAAGUGCUACAUUAUUCUUUAUAAGCCUGAAAAAAACACUACCGCACACUUCCAAACCUGCAUUCAGAAUUACACCCAGAGAAUAAGUAGUAUGUAAGGAGGUCAAUGAUAAAACGAGGAACAUCUCAAAACCUUGAGAUGAUGCUUAUAAAAUCUGAUUUUAUUUUGGAUUCAGAAAAGACGUUUAGGGGUGAUGGCACUGAACAUGCAUAGUGCCCAUAUUAAAAAAAAUAAAUGUUGGGAUUUGCAGGUUUUAUGGGAAAAGGGGCUUAAAUAUACUUUUUGGAAGAAAUAAUUCAUUAGUUUUUCAUUUUAGGUGUUUUCAUUGCUUGGGAAAAUCUUGGCAUUAUAAGUGUUGCUAUGUUUUUUUUUUAAUUUUCAUUGAGAUAGGUGUGUUUCUUCUAUUCUGAAAGUUAGGUGUUUGAGAAGGCAAGAGGUGCUUUGGAUUUUGAUCCUGAGUGUCUUAUUUG